GCCAAAUGUGCCGGCUGUGGGUCGUACAUUUCUCCAUCCGAAAACGUGAAUGCCGUAAACACUACCUUGUAUCAUUCGGCUUGCUUUACUUGCUGCCUUUGCAUGUGCAAACUGCUUCCAGGGCAGUACUUUUACGUGCGAGAGGACGCGAGGCUGGUGUGUUCAGGGGACUACCAGAAAAUGAUGCACGAUGAAAUUUCCGACUCUGAGAGCGAGUCCGAUGAAUCAGGAUCGGACGACAGUAAUGCCUCGGACCGGAUAAAUAUCCAGGAUAAUCAACUGCGCAUGUUCCUUGACGCUUACAAUUCAAAUAAGCGCCCUAAUAAAGCCACUCUCCAGUACCUAGGUCAGUCGGCGGGACUUAAAACACGGUCUGUUCAAAUAUGGUUCCAAAAUAGACGAGCCAAGGAUCGAUCUAUAGAACGCAACAGACAGAAGAUUAUGAGUGGGCAAACGAUGUUCAACAUGCGUCAGAAUUGUCUCGAGGAACAUCAAAAAAGCCAGCACUGCUGGAACCAGAACCCGUAUUUUGAUAGUAAAUCUCUGGGGGUGAACCACAAGCAAGAGCAGAAGUUUACGCUGGCCAGCACUGAUAAAGGUUCACUCAUCAGAAACGAACAGUCCCCUGCGUGCAGUGACACUGAUAGCUCGUAUAAUGAGUACCAACUGUAUUGUCCACUCGACUAUUUGUUGCCGAAUGAAAUGCCACCUAAUGUUGAUUUAUCGUCUGCUGAUAUUUGUAAUGGUGAGGUUAUCACUGAUAAACUGCGUUCCGGAAAUAUCAAAUUUGGACAAACACAUGCAGCGGACAAUCAUAGUGGAAGUAGAUCAUGGAUCGCUCUUUAACACAGUUAUGCCUAGCGUCUAG
Molecule: messenger RNA, 868 nt
Organism: Dreissena polymorpha
Lineage: Eukaryota; Metazoa; Mollusca; Bivalvia; Myida; Dreissenidae
Product: LIM/homeobox protein ceh-14-like
Exons: 2
Coding region: 103-846 (247 amino acids)
Biological process (GO): regulation of transcription by RNA polymerase II; neuron differentiation
Cellular component (GO): nucleus
Molecular function (GO): DNA-binding transcription factor activity, RNA polymerase II-specific; RNA polymerase II transcription regulatory region sequence-specific DNA binding
Source: RefSeq, a predicted model, not a curated record